Lolium perenne is the source of this 1557-nucleotide messenger RNA. RefSeq lists its product as uncharacterized. Gene Ontology annotation, biological process: regulation of DNA-templated transcription; ethylene-activated signaling pathway. The record is from RefSeq and is a predicted model, not a curated record. Gene Ontology annotation, molecular function: DNA-binding transcription factor activity; DNA binding. Lineage: Eukaryota; Viridiplantae; Streptophyta; Magnoliopsida; Poales; Poaceae.
CGACGAGGCCGGCCACUUGGCGGGCCAAGAUUCUCCCGCUUGAGCGUACAAAACGCCAUGAAACCGACGGUGCUACCCAGGUACAAGGAACCGACCAAGCAAAGAGCAACUGUCGUGCCUCUCCAGUCUCACAGGCAGCAGCAGAGUGUCGCUUACAAUGCUAAAGAUCUAGAGGACCAACAGACACAACAAACGGUGAGUAGUGACGGCUGAAUUCCGAGCGUGAUGUACACAGGCGCUGCAGGUUCAGUUGCUCCGGCCUUCUUUGAAUCGGAUUCAUGCAUGUCUCCAUGUCGCUGGCUUAUCCGCUUCUUCCACGAUGUUCCAGAUACUUCUACCAAGCAAGCAACAGAUCCUACUCGGAGUCUCGGACUGCUCUUUUCCACUUCACCUCUAUAUAAGCCGAUGUGCUAAGCGAAGAACACACUCUUUCUUGGUCAGAGAUUCAGUUGUCAAGAAGCUGCCACCUGAAACAACAAAGUAUUCCUCCCGACCUAAGAGCGUGAUGUGCGGAGGAAAGCUCCUCCCGAACGACCACGGCAAGGGCCGUCGUCCCGGCCAAGUCCUGCCGGCGGGGAAGAGGAAAAUGCGCGACAACAGGCCCGCCGAUGAGGAUACUCAUGACUGGGAGGCCGCCUUCCGGCAGUUCAUGGACGACGACGACGACGACGACGACAUUGAGCCGUUCUUGACAGGAGUCAUGGCGGAGUCCUGCAAGCAGGCGCACCGUUCGCCGCCUUCCGGGAGAAGUGGCAGCAAGAAGAAAAUGCGCGUCAGCAGGCUCGUGGAUGAGGACACUCGUGACUGGGAGGCCGCCUUCCGGGAGUUCAUGGACAAUGACGACGACGACAUUGAGCCGUUCUUUACAGGGGUCAUGGCGGAGUCCUGCAAGCUCGAGCACUGUUCGCCGGCCAUUGUGAGGCCGAAGCGGCGCAGGGCGAGCCCCAGCCACCCGUACCGCGGCAUCCGGCAGCGGGCGUGGGGGAGGUGGUCGGCGGAGAUACGCGACCCCACGAAGGGCGUCCGCGUCUGGAUUGGCACCUUCGACACCGCCGAGGACGCCGCGCGCGCCUACGACGCCGAGGCGCGGCGCAUCCACGGUAGGAAGGCUAGGAUCAAUUUUCCAGCCGGCACGGCGGCGCCGGCGUCGUACAGUGAUCAUCCCGGGCCGUCUCAUCGCAGCACCAUCGGCGGCAAGGGCAGCGUGGUCAGCGCGACGGAGAGCUUCUCCACGUGGUCGUCGUCGUCGUCCGAGGCCUCCAGUACCUCCCCGUCCGACGCGCGGAUUCUGUUGGAGUGCUGCUCGGACGACGUGAUGGAGAGCCUCCUCGCCGGCUCUUCCGACAGCAUGGACUUCUGGAGCUUCCUUCUCCCGAGUAACAACUACUAGCAUAGCAUGGAGUUAAUUAACAUGUACUGUAUCUAGAAAAAAAAAGGGACUAGCAUUCCCUAGAUGCAUAUGUUCAAAUCCUACGAAUUUUAAGGAACAGCAUUCGCUUUCAGUAAUACGAUGUGUGUACAGUAGAAUAAAUUCAGCAAGUUGUGCCACUUGUUCUU